CAGCUUGGCCUUUGCUUUGAGGCAAAACAGGAGAAGGGGUGGAGCAAACAAAGGUGUGGCUAAAUGCAGGUGAAAGAAAAACACAGCACCGUGGUUACUUGAUCGGGCCAGGGGCUCGUCUGCUAGGGCAAUGAAAGCAUCAGAGCUAAUCGUUUGGAGAUAUGAUUGUGAUGUUCUUUAGUGCUCCAGUUUGACGUGAGCAGGACGACAGCAGCCGUCUAUAAGACAGGAGAGUCAACGUGCAGGAGGACGGUUUUUCAAAACGAAGACAAAGCUCUGCUGUCAGCCUGGCCAUGAUGGAUCCUGGGAAACUGCUAGAGAAAAGGAGAUGGUAUAGUUCCUGUCGCAAGUGUUUCCUCCUCAUCCUGGUGCUGGCGGCUGUUUUCUUUUUAUACAGCACAUACAAAGAGCAAAUGCUGUCCGACUUGAACCCCAAAAAAUUGUGGGAUCGAUUGACAAGUCAGAGACAAAAUGGAGCUUCCUACACAGCUGGUGUUACCACGAGCUCGCCUGCAUCUAAACCGACUGAGAUUGCAUCUCCUCAAACUGAGAUCAUCACAUCGUCAGUGGCGACGAACGCGACUCGAAGGACUACAAAUGCUUCAUUGGUGACUCAGCAGAUGGGCCAACCAAAAGCUGAGCCGCCAACACCUGUUCCUUAUAAAUCCCCGGGCCCGUACGUAGUGGAAUACCCCUACGAGUACCACUUCAUCAUAAACGAGCCGAAGAAAUGUGAGCAGCAGAAGCCUUUUGUGGUCCUCGUGGUUCCGGUGGCGCCCUCCAACAGGGCGCACCGCGACGUCAUCCGGAGCACCUGGGGAGGCGAGAGUCUGGUUCUCGACAAAGUGGUGACGCUGUUCUUCCUGCUGGGGAAGCAUCCCGGAGACGGAGCGGCGCAGCUCCAGGAGCAGCUGCUGCAGGAGAGCGCCGAGCACCGAGACCUGAUCCAGAGCGACUUCCUGGACUGCUACAAGAACCUGACCAUCAAGACCAUGGUGAUGCUGGAGUGGCUGGACGCCCACUGCUCCGCCGCCGGCGUCCCGUACGCCAUGAAGAUCGACUCUGACAUGUUUCUGAAUGUGCCCAAUCUCGUCAGCAUGCUGUUAAAAGCCCCGACGACAAACUACAUGACGGGACUCGUGGCGAGAGGAGCCGCGGUCCUGCGAGAUCCAAACUCCAAGUGGUUCAUACCUGUGGAGCUCUUUCCUCAGCCGCAGUACCCGCGUUACGCCCUGGGUCUGGGCUACGUUUUGUCUCUUGACCUCCCUAAAAAGCUCAUACAGGCUUCCAGACACGUUACUGCUCUUUACAUUGAGGACGUGUAUUUGGGGUUGUGUAUGGAGCACUUGGGCAUCCCUCCCACCGACCCCCCAAACUGGAGUUAUUUCCAAGUGAAUCCUGUGGGGUACAAUCGCUGCGCUUACUCCGGACUCAUUGCCACCACUACAAACAAAGACACUGAUCGUGUGAGUGAGUGGAAAGACUUUAAAAAACCGGGUACAUACUGUUGAAAACAAACCGCAAAAGAUUUGUCGAUUAUUCGAAAUUGUUGUCAACUAUUAAUUCAAUCAGGAGAGACUUCGUUGCAGGUAUGCAAAUAUUUAUUUUAAAUGAGCAUAAUAUGAAAUGUACAGAGUCUUUGGGGAUUAGACUCCAUCAUUAAAAUAUUUAAAAGGGGUAGAGAAGCCAGACAUAUUCCUGAGUCUAGACACUGGUGAUGGUGGAGAGGGAACCCUAGAGAUCGAACGAAGGAGCCUGUCUGCCGGAAAGGGACUCAGGUUACAGUUGUUGAUGAUGCCCGGAGGUGGAAGAGGAGGAGGAGGAGGAGGGUUGCACAUUUGCCUGAGAAGACAGCUCAUAGCAAGGAGAGAAGACAUUUAAAGCAGGAUGUCAUGCUGUGAUUGGAUCAUGAAUUCCGUGGCCAAUUCUGGUUGGUUUACUGAAGAGUGAACGCCUCUUAACAGCUGAAUAGUUUUAGGGAGAGAUAGUGGCGAUUGCAGUAAUUUAGAAGUUUUCCUGGAAGAAUUUGCACUGAGCUUCAUAUGUAUUAAGAGUCUUUUUUUUUUUAAUUAUUUUAAUCGAGAGAAAAAAGAAACUCUGAUUCCAGCUUCUUAGAUGUGAAUAUUUUUCUAGUUUCUUCUCUCCUCUGUGACAGUACACUGAAUAUCUUUCAGUUGUGUAAAGAACAAGAUGUUUGAAGACGUCAUCUUGGGCACCAUUUUCUGACAUUUUAUAGACCAGACAACUAAUCAAUUAAUCGAGAAAAUAAUCAACGGAUUAAUCGACAAUGAAAAGUAUCGUUAGUUGUGGCCCAGUCUAUAUCCAAGACGUUCCACCUCUGGGAUAGCAAGUAAAUUUCGCCGGAUGCAUGUACACUAUGUCCGGUAACACUUUACUUGAAGGUAUCUACAUAAGAGUGUCAUGACAGUGUCAUGAACACAUGACCCUAACCUUAACCCUAAUGACACUUACUAAA
Perca fluviatilis (European perch) is the source of this 2476-nucleotide messenger RNA. Its product is annotated as beta-1,3-galactosyltransferase 2. The coding region runs from base 294 to 1511 and encodes 405 amino acids. Gene Ontology annotation, cellular component: membrane. The transcript has 3 exons. The record is from RefSeq and is a predicted model, not a curated record. Lineage: Eukaryota; Metazoa; Chordata; Actinopteri; Perciformes; Percidae. Gene Ontology annotation, molecular function: N-acetyl-beta-D-glucosaminide beta-(1,3)-galactosyltransferase activity.